Suricata suricatta (meerkat) is the source of this 2907-nucleotide messenger RNA. It is a transcript of the gene NR3C1, whose product is annotated as nuclear receptor subfamily 3 group C member 1. Gene Ontology annotation, molecular function: steroid binding; DNA-binding transcription factor activity; nuclear glucocorticoid receptor activity. The record is from RefSeq and is a predicted model, not a curated record. The coding region runs from base 515 to 2863 and encodes 782 amino acids. The transcript is spliced from 9 exons. Gene Ontology annotation, biological process: regulation of DNA-templated transcription; nuclear receptor-mediated glucocorticoid signaling pathway. Lineage: Eukaryota; Metazoa; Chordata; Mammalia; Carnivora; Herpestidae. Gene Ontology annotation, cellular component: nucleus.
AGAUGGCGGCCUCAGAAUCAACUGGAGGCAGCCCGAGUACAUCGUCUCCGAACUGGCGAGCAACUAAAAUUCUAAGUUCUCUCAUUUCACAACGGACAACACAUGGGGCAGUUUCUACCCUGCAGACUCUAGGAAAGGCGACUUCGGGAGCCCGCGACCUAGAACCUUUGCAAAGAUGGUGGACCCGAGGCCGGGCUGGCGUCACCGUCCUUUACCAAUAUGGCGGGGGACGGCUUCCGGCCGCGCUUCCCCAAUCCUUUUCAAGAUGUCAGAGCAGAGGCGGCCAAGGAUAGCGUCGGAGCGCUGCCUAAGGAGUGAGUGGCUGCCGCCAAAGGCCGGGGCCGGGACUAGGUGGAGCUGCGGCAGCCUCCGCCCCCGUCAGGAGCUGGCAAGCGCUGUCACCUGUGGGGGCGCAAAAGUUACCGCCCCAAACCCUAAAGCAACACAGCACCACCUUUCCCCGAGUCACAAAAAUCAUAAUGUGUGUCGCACAAGUAGCUGAUGAUAUUCUCUGAUGGACUCCAAGGAAUCAUUAAGCCCCCCCAGUGAAGAAGAAAUCCCUAGCAGUGUGCUUGGUCGGGAGAGGGGAAAUGUGAUGGACUUCUAUAAAACGCUAAGGGGAGGAGCUUCUGUGAAGGUUUCUGCAUCUUCACAGUCACUGGCCGCUGCUUCUCAGUCAGACUCCAAGCAGCAAAGACUUUUGGUGGAUUUUCCGAAAGGCUCAGGAAGCAAUGCACAGCAGCCAGACCUGUCCAAGGCAGUUUCACUCUCCAUGGGACUGUACAUGGGAGAGACAGAAACCAAAGUGAUGGGAAAUGACCUGGGAUUCCCACAGCAGGGCCAAAUCAGCCUUUCCUCUGGGGAAACAGACUUUCAGCUCCUGGAAGAAAGCAUCGCAAACCUCAAUAGGUCGACCAGUGUUCCAGAGAACCCCAAGAGCGCUGCGUCCACUGCUGUUUCUGCUGCCCCCAUAGAGAAGGAGUUUCCAAAAACGCUCUCUGACGUGUCUUCAGAACAGCAGAAUUUGAAGGGCCAGACUGGCACCAACGGCGACAAUGUGAAGUUGUAUACCACAGACCAAAGCACCUUUGACAUUUGGAGGAAAAAACUCCAGGAUUUGGAAUUUUCUUCUGGGUCCCCAGAUAAAGAGCCGAGUGAGAGUCCUUGGCGACCAGAUCUCUUGAUAGAUGAAAACUGUUUGCUUUCUCCUUUGGCAGGAGAGGAUGAUCCAUUCCUUUUGGAAGGAAACUCAAAUGAGGACUGUAAGCCUCUUGUUUUACCGGACACUAAACCUAAAAUUAAGGAUAAUGGAGAUCUGAUCUUAUCAAGCCCCAACAGUAUGUCACUGCCCCAAGUGAAAACAGAAAAAGAAGAUUUCAUUGAACUCUGCACCCCUGGGGUAAUUAAGCAAGAGAAACUGGGCCCAGUUUAUUGUCAGGGAAGCUUUUCUGGGGCAAAUAUAAUUGGUAAUAAAAUGUCUGCCAUUUCUGUUCAUGGUGUGAGUACCUCUGGGGGACAGAUGUACCACUAUGACAUGAAUACAGCAUCCCUUCCUCAGCAGCAGGAUCAGAAGCCUAUUUUUAAUGUCAUUCCACCACUUUCUGUUGGUUCAGAAAAUUGGAAUAGGUGCCAAGGAUCUGGAGAUGACAACUUGGCUUCCUUGGGGACUUUGAACUUCCCUGGCCGAUCGGUGUUCUCUAAUGGCUAUUCAAGCCCUGGAAUGAGACCGGAUGUAAGCUCUCCUCCAUCCAGCUCUGCGGCGGCAACGGGACCACCCCCCAAACUCUGCCUUGUGUGCUCUGAUGAAGCUUCGGGGUGUCACUACGGGGUCUUGACUUGCGGAAGCUGUAAAGUAUUCUUCAAGAGAGCAGUGGAAGGUAGACAGCACAAUUAUCUUUGUGCAGGAAGAAAUGAUUGUAUCAUCGAUAAGAUCCGAAGAAAGAACUGUCCAGCAUGUCGCUAUCGAAAAUGUCUCCAGGCUGGAAUGAACCUGGAAGCUCGAAAAACAAAGAAAAAGAUAAAAGGAAUUCAGCAGGCCACCCCAGGAGUGUCCCAAGACACUUCUGAAAACCCUGCUAACAAAACAGUAGUUCCUGCAACAUUACCACAGCUCACCCCUACCCUGGUGUCCCUGCUGGAGGUCAUCGAACCCGAGGUGUUAUACGCGGGGUAUGACAGCUCUGUCCCAGAUUCGACCUGGCGUAUUAUGACCACACUCAACAUGCUAGGCGGGCGACAAGUGAUUGCAGCAGUGAAAUGGGCCAAGGCGAUACCAGGAUUCAGGAACUUACACCUGGAUGACCAAAUGACCCUGCUGCAAUACUCAUGGAUGUUCCUCAUGGCGUUUGCCCUGGGGUGGAGAUCAUACAGACAAUCGAGUGGAAACAUGCUGUGUUUUGCUCCUGAUCUGAUCAUUAAUGAGCAGAGAAUGAGUCUACCCUGCAUGUAUGAGCAAUGUAAACAUAUGAUGUUUGUUUCCUCUGAGUUACAGAGGCUUCAGGUAUCUUACGAAGAGUAUCUCUGUAUGAAAACCUUACUGCUUCUCUCUUCAGUUCCUAAGGAAGGUCUGAAGAGCCAAGAGCUAUUUGAUGAAAUUAGAAUGACCUACAUCAAAGAGCUAGGAAAAGCCAUUGUCAAGAGGGAAGGAAACUCCAGUCAGAACUGGCAGCGGUUUUAUCAACUGACAAAACUCUUGGACUCCAUGCAUGAUGUGGUUGAAAAUCUCCUUAACUUUUGCUUCCAAACAUUUUUGAAUAAGACCAUGAGUAUUGAAUUCCCAGAGAUGUUAGCUGAAAUCAUCACCAAUCAGAUACCAAAAUAUUCAAGCGGAAAUAUCAAAAAACUUCUGUUUCAUCAAAAGUGACUGCCUUAAUAAGAAAGGUUGCCUUAAAGAAAGUUGAAUUUAUA